GGGAGGGCACUGGAACAGCAAAGGUGUGUGAAAUACCGUUUCAAACAUGGCGGCCACGGGGCCAGGGAAUAGACUACCUCCCGAUUGGAAUUAUUCUGUGACGCGAGACGGGAGGAUAUUUUUCAUCAACGAAGUACAGCGUCAAACAACAUGGCUUCACCCGUUGACAGGUCACACUGUGCAGACUGGAUACGAGAGAGUGAAAGGUUUACCUAUGGGCUGGGAACAUGGUUAUACACCUGAUGGAGACUUAUAUUUUAUCAAUCAUAAUGAUCACAAAACAACCUUUGAACAUCCAGUGACUGGUAGUGUGUCCAAUAAAAAGCUGACCUUCAGGGAUUAUGGCUAUCCUGCACCUGAAGCAGCAGCAGAUGAUAAAUCACCAAAACCAAAUAGUAAAUCAAGGAAUAUCAAGCUACAGGUUCCAGCUGCUAAGAGAAGUCCUGAUGCUCAAGUUACUAGAAAAGGCUGGUUACAUAGAUAUGAAAGUAGUGGUAUUGGUAAGAAAACUUGGAGGAAACGCUGGUGUGUUUUAGCAGAAUAUGCUCUCUUCUUUUAUAAAGAUGAAAAAGAAAAACAUUCUUUAGGUUCUAUUUUAUUACCAAGCUACAGAAUUAAUAAUUGUGAUUCAUCAGAUGUAGUCAAUAAAGCUUUUGCUUUUAAGAUUGAACAUGAGAAUACUAAGACAUGUUAUUUAGCAGCUGAUUCUAUAGAUGAACUCAAUAUCUGGGUUAGAAGUGUUCAAGAAGCAGCCAUGUUGAAGGGCUCUCCUACAUUCCACAGAGAACCAAAUAAUAAUUUUACAAAUUUUAGCAAGCUCAAUAACAUGAAACUCAUUCCUAAAUCACCAAUAAUAGUACAACAUGAUGACUCCGAUGAUGAAGUACCUUUCUUUACAAAGCUUUCAGAAUGGGAGAAGUCGUGGAAAAGUCCAGGUUCAUAUAGAAAAGCAGAUGAGGACUUGAGUCCUCCACAACUUCGCAGGGAAAAACAACCAAAUGGAAAUCACGGACCUUAUCCUGAUGAUGGUUAUGGGGAAUAUACACAGAUUCAUCCAGAAUCUAGGGAUAAUAAUGGCAGUAAUCCUAAUUUUGACACUAGAAGUGGACCAAAUGAUCCAAAGAGUUUGCCUCGAGAUGAUCCCAGACAAAGAUUCUCUGGAAGUGAUGGCAGCUCUCCUCAAGGUGGGGGACUGCAAAGAUGGCAUAAUGAGCCGCCUCAAAAUUUGGGUAGUAAUCGUAGCAUCGAUCCUAGAUAUCAGUCUAUUGCAUCCAACAGAAGUGAUGCCAGACAGCAGAGAGCUCCAGACCAAUAUGGCCAUAAUGAAUCUCAAAAUCAUAAUAAUGGUAGAGGAAGCUCAAGAGGUGACCCUAGAAACAGUGGAUCAAUCCCACAGAAUAUACAAAUGUCACGAGAACAACAAAGAAUGUCUUAUGAUGGUGCUUAUUCUCCAAAAAGAGCAGAAAAUCAACGAGAGGCGGCAAAUAGAAAAGAUUACCCUGGACGUUUCAUUGAUACUGCUUAUCAUCCAUCCUUACAAAACAUUCCAGGUCCUACUCAAAAACCUUCUGAUGACAGAAUAUUCCCAGAGUUUAAAGACAGAACUCAGUCACAGCCAAAUCUGACACAUCCAGUUGAUGAACAUCAUCGUUUUGGUCCACCAAAUGAUUAUGCUAGGAAUCAGCAAGCUCCUAUUCCCAAGAACCGAAUUAUGUAUGAUAGUCGUGAUCCACGAGAACCAACCAGAGGACCCAUAGCUGCUCCAAGAUCCAGUAGAAAUCCAGACAUGGAUAAUCAAAGAGGCAGUAUGUCAGGUGAUCGUGAAAGAGACAUUUAUUCUGGGAAUGUUGGACCACAUCAACAAACUGGAACCCAAGAUCCAAGAAAUAGUUACUCAGGAAGUAAUCGUGGAAGCCUUGUAGGUGCUCAGCCAAAUAAAGGAGAUAUUUAUUCUGGGAAUGUUGGACCAAAUCAUCAAACCAGAAGCCAAGAUCCAAGAAAUAGUUACUCAGGAAGUAAUCGUGGAAGCCUUGCAGGUGCUCAGCCAAAUCAAAGAGACAGUUUUCCUGGCCGAGCUGGUCCACAAGGAGACCCAUCACGAGAAAGAGGAAGCCUUGCAGGCCAGAGGAACAGUUUUCAUGGAAAUGUUGGUGCUGGAGCACCAAGAGACAGUUAUUCAGGAAGCACAGGUCAAAGAAACAGCUUCCAUGGAGGUCAGCAUGGAAAUUAUCCAGGCGGCCCUGUCCAAGAAGACCACUUUCGGCCAGACAGAAACCGUGAAAGUUAUGCAAGUAACAGACAAAGAGAUAGUUAUCCUGGCAGCAGAAACAGUUUAAACUAUCCUGAACAAAAGGGGAGAACACAAGAACAAGAAAUGAGGCGACCACAAGAACAAGAAAUGAGGCGACCGCAAGAAAAAGAAAUGAGGCGACCACCAGUUGCAGCUCCAAGAAGAGCAUUAUCCCCUGAUCGAAACCCAGGUCUUACCAUUGAUAUUCCACCCAACUACAUCAAUCUACCUGCAGGAACUCAUCCUGGUAGCCAGGAACCUGGUAGUCUAGACAAUGGACCAAGUCGUCCACCUUAUCCUGCCGCUUUUAGACAGGAGAUGGUCGAGGAAUUGGCCAAAGAAAAAACUCCAAGAACAUCUCAACAAUAUUUAACAUCUGCUGAAAAUGAAAGAAAAAGAAUGCAGCAGUCACCAUAUUUCAAAUAUCCUAACAAUCAAAAUCAACCCCAACAGAAUCCAAGUUCAAGAAACAGUUUACCACGAGAUGAAACAAUAGGCAAUGACAAUCAAAAAGAUGGUAGAUGGGAAGAUAAUUCUGCACAAGAAUUACGAGCUGCUUAUGAACGUGUUCAACAGUUACAGCAUGGUCAACCACCAUCUGACCCUAACAAAGAUAUUUAUAGUACUGUUAAUAAGAAGAAGGCUCCACCCAGAAAAACCUUCCCAAUGCAUACAGUUAAAGAAGAUCCCAAUAUGUCUGAUAGAGAUAUUUUUACAACAACUGAAAUCAAGAAUUUAAACAAGAAAUAUCCAUUAAAUGGAAGUCGCAUAAGAAUGAGUAUAUCUGCCAAUGAUUUAAUAGGAAAGAAUCAUGAUGAGUUGGUGUUACUAUUAAUACAACUACGUCGUAAUCAAGCUGCUUUAAGUAAAGCUAGAGAUUACUAUAAACAACAUCUAGAAUCAAGACGACCAAAUGAAAAAGAAUAUAGAAAACAACGUCAGAAUUCUCCAGGUGCAAUGGAUCGUAUUUUAGAAGAAGAACAUAAAAAUUAUACAGAUCUUAAACAUCAGAUGGAUGAAAUAGAAAAUAAGUUAGAAGUAUAUAAACCUAUUAUAAAUCUGGUUGAUAAUAUGGUUACUAUGGGUAGUCUGUAUGGUGGUGAUAAUUUAAUGUUAGCAACACAAUAUAGAAGGCAUUUACUACAACCAGACCAAUACACUGAACCAAAAGAUAUGAUACAAUUCUCUAGACAACGACAAGAAAAUAAAAUGGUAGAAGAAAUAGAGAAUGAAAUCAAACAAUUAACUGACGAAGAAGUUGAUUUAGAGGAUAAAUUAGAGAGAUUAUAUGAAUUAGAUCGGAGAUUACAAGAACAGUCAUUCCUUGUUACUAGUUUCAGUGAAGAUAAGGAAAUGUUAGAGAAAGCACUACAGGGUAUAUUAAAACAACAAGAUCAAAAGAGAGAUGAUCCAAGAGAAAUGAGAGCACUUAUGCAUCAACAACGAACAAUAGAAAAAGAAUUAUCUCGUGUAACUCAACAAUUAGCGGAGGCUUCCAGAUUAUUAGAAGAAACUACAGCAGAAAAUAAUAAAAUAGAUCAUGAAGUAGCAUUAUUGAGAACUAAAGUUCAUGGAGAAUUACAAAGAAGUCGCAGUGCUCCAUCAUUGGUUGAUGAUAAUGAAAGAAAUAAGCGUAAAAUGGAGAAAGAGUUAGCUAAAGUACAGACUAUGAUGUCAGGUUUAUCUAAAGAAGGUGAACGAUUACAAGAAGCUAUGAGUACUAUCAGACGAUCUUCUUCUGGUGCUAAUCUAGCAGCAUUAUUAGAUAAAGAUGAAGACAAGGCUUUAAAGAAAGCCAAAACUUAUAUGCAGACAGAUAUUGAUUCCAUGGAAACCAUUGAUUUAUCAAGACAACCAAAGGGUGCAGCAUCUAUGCCAAAUAUAAACAUGAUUGAACCUGAAUCAGCCAAUCAGGCUUACUCUUCCAACUAUGCAACAAUGUCUUCACCAAUGAGAACAAGUGCUACAGAUCAGUCUGACUAUGUUGAAAUGCAUAGCAGAUCAUCUUCAUUAAUAGAAGAUACGGAUCGAGCUAGAUCCAAAUCAUUAAAUGAACUGAAUACAGAUGUCCCUCCACCUCCGCCACGAAACUUCCACAAUAAACCUCUAAUAAGCCACCAAAGACAAGAGAGUAGUGUAGCUCCACCUAGUGAGAUGUAUAAUAGUUUAGGUGAUGGUGAUGAUGCCUGGGAUAUAGGUGAUGCUGAUGACAAUACAAAACGUUUUUAUGGCCUUAUACCACGUGAGAGACCUAAACUAUUAACAGUAAGAGAUGUAAAACGUCAAUCAGAACAGAGACGUGAACGUGACAAGACAAGACGUGGACCAGAUGAUUUAACUGAUGAUGAAUCCAGAUGGAGUUUAGCAGAGGGAAAUGAGCCUAUAGACAUUAGUCACGUACGAUAUCCUUCUGACAGCACAGGUAGCAUGUUGUCUGGUUAUCAUCCCGACUCUGUCAGUGGUAUGUCUCAACCGUUAUAUGAAAAUCUACCAAGAGCCAAGUCUGUACCAAAUAUAUCUGGAGAUAGGUCGUCCUCUAUUGGACUGUUCACACCAAAACCAUUUACACCCUACCAAAGCAAAACUUCAAGUUCUCAGAGUUCUGAUUCCCCAAAACCGAUGCAAGAAGUGGAGAUACCGAGUUUUAUGCAGAAGAAAGUUUCGACACUUUCUUCCAGUAAACCUUUCUACAGUGAAAUGGACAUACCUACUUAUAAAAAAGAAAAUGGACUCUUUUAUAGUGACAAUAUGGUGGAAACGCAAACUGAAAUUCCUACAAGUAAAGCGUUGCCAUGGUUAAAAUCAGGAAGUCAGUUAAUGGGUAAUGUGUUGAAUGUAAGUAAAUCGCCUCGUGGGCGUUAUGUGACUAUAUCAAGUAGUGAACCAGCUAAAAGAGAAAUAGUGCCCUUCGCGUCUGACACUCUACAUUCGGCGUCUGCUGGGGAUAUUAUGACUAAUAAAUCAAUCGAUGAUGUGCCAGAUGUUGUAAAGAGUUCUACAUCACAAGUCAGUAAAAUAGAUGAAUAUUCUAUAGAUGAUAUACUAAAGGGACCUCAAAAGGUACUGAUACCUGAACGUUAUAUGCCUGAAUCAGAUGAAGAGUAUGUUAGUGAUGAUGAAUUCAUCCGACGGAAAGAAAAGAGUGAAAAAAUAAAAAAAAUACUGACUCAACAAAGUGUACAUUCUUUAUCUCAACCGGAUAUUAGUAGGUUACAUCAAAGUGUACAUGAGACAGCUAGACAAGAGAAAGCUAAGAGAAGUGAAUUAUUAGGCGUGGGACAAGAAUUAGCUAGACAAGUUACACUUAAAUCAAAGAAAGCAGCUGCUGCCAGAAGGAAGACCUGGUCUGGUCAACAGUUUUCUGACGCAAUGUCACAAAUAGAGACGUCAACAACAACUGAACAUAGAUCUAUAAUUACACAUAAACAAUCAUCACAACAAUAUCGAGAAAAUAUAUUUGUCUAAAAUACUGCUCUAAAUUAUUCAUAACAUAAUACUUUAAAACAUAUCAUUGCAGUCCAUAGAAUUUUAUUACAGAGUUAUUUGUAAGUAUAUACAUUGUAUAUAUAUAAGAUACUCGACUAACCUUUCGUAUCUUCAUUGAUACAGGUUACAAAAUGUUGUGGAUCAAAUUUUAAAGUUGGUCAUUUAAGGGAAAAAGAAUUUGACCUAUAUGAAUACCAUCUUUUAAUUAUUAUUUCAACUGAAUCAGGGUACAACAGUCAAUAUCAUACUGAUAUUGUGUUAAUAAAGUGUAAAACAUUGAAAUUCAUAAAACCUGUAGUUCUUUAACAUAAAUGUUUCAAAUUCAUAAAACCUGUAGUUCUUUAACAUAAAUGUUUUCAAUUUCAUAAAAUCUGUAGUUCUUUAAUAUAAAUAUUUCCAAUUUCAUGAAAUCUUUAUUUCUUUAAUUAAUUAAUUAACAUUUUUUAUCAAUUUCAUCAAAUCAGUAGUUAAUCAGUAGUUCUUUAACAUAAAUGUUUCAAUUUCAUCAAAUCAGUACUUUUAUCUACAUAUACAAUCACCUUACCCAAUAAAAUAUUGUCAUCAUUGCAUAUCAAUAAUUGUUUUAUGUGAUAUCUUAAAGCAUAAUCCCUUUAUGGCAAUAGAUUGCAAUAAAAUGUAAUUAAAGUGAUUGAAUAUAAAAACAUAAUUGUGUCAAAUAAAAAACAAACAUAACAAGAGGCUAAUUUAGAUAAUGGUAAAGAAUUGAAUAUUGCUAGUAAACUGAAUAGGAUAAAUCAUGGUACUUCUAAAUGGUAGAAAAUGAAUGCCUGUCAUAAUUAACAAUUGUAUUCAUAAUCAUUAAGUUUUUGUAAAUAUUGUAUAAAUUGUAUAUAAAAUUGUAUUAUAAACAAAAUUCGGUUUUUAUAAACUCCACUCCUCCUUAUCUCUUCCCCAUAUUUUGGUUAUUAUAAGGCACAAAGUAUUGAUGUAAAUUAUAUUUUCUUAGAUGACAAUUAUUGAUUUGGUGUGUUUACUGGUUUCAUACAUUGAACAAAUAUUAUCAUACUAUAUAGACUUAAGCUGAGAAACAGAAACAUCAGACAUUUCAUCAGACAAAUAUUAUCGAAAUAAUGCAUGUUACUGUCCCAUUUGAAACUUAAGUCUAUGUUCUAAUACUCUAACUAACAAAUUAUUUUUUGAUGGGGGAACUGAAUUAAUAAAUGUACAUUGUUUAUCAUGUUUGUAAAUUAAUCAUGUUUUUAUUAGAAAUAAUAAUGGUGCAGAAAUCAUAUUGUUAUUAAUAUAUUAUAAAAAGUUUGUUAAAUAAUAAAAACAUAUCUAAUAUACGUGCUUCUAUGUAUGUAGCUAGGACAUUCCCUUUUGUUAGUACUUUUUUUGAAAUAGCUCACAUGAUAUAUUUUUUCUAUUAUGCACUUUGUAUAUUUAUGAUUAUAAAAUCAAUCAAUAUUUUUGUCAGUUACAUGUGUAUGUAUCUACAUAUCAAUAAUUAAUUUGAAAUCUUUUUUGUUUCGUAAAGGUGUGUGUAGUUCAAAAUUCCAAAAGAAAGCAUAUUUGGAAAUAAAGUUGAAAAUUGAUUUCAUCCAAACUUAAAAGCCUGUGACUAGAUGAAAGUUGGUCAGAUUUUGUUUUAUUAAAAUAAAGAGAGAAAAAAUGUAUGUCCAACUAGAGUGUAAAAUCAUUUAUGCUAAUGUUUUUUACUUCUACUUACGUUUAAUUCGUUUUGGUUUUUUUUUAUUUUAAGUACCUCAAAAACCAAUUGAAAUUUAAUGAAAUAAAUUUGAGGAAUUUAUCCUAAUUUUUGUUUUUCUGGAAUAUGUGAACUAGAUAAUGAGUUGAAUAUUACUUAAUUUAAAAGAAUAUCAUUUUCGAAUAAGCAAUCAUAUACUGUUCAUACCUAUAUACAAGUACUAUCUGUAUAUAUGCAGACAGGCACAACAGCUUCAGACAUUGCUAUUUAUUUCAUCGUUGUAAAUACCUGUAUGCCUACCUACAUAUUCCCGGUUUUUAACAAUUUAUUUUUGACCUUUAAUGUUAUGCUCAAUUUUCUCUAGAAAUGAUAGAACUUUUCUAUGGUUGUGAUUUUUGUGAUAUAAAUAUUCUGUAUUUAUAUAUAUUUUAGGAAGAAUUUGAUCUAUGUUUCAUUACUUAUUUCUCCGUCUACUCCCAGACCUCACCAAAAGAAAAUCCCCAGACCAGAUGUUUUGCUACAAUGAACAAAUUUGAUAUUAUAUUUAUAUUUUGAUUAUUAAUAUACAUGCUUUAUUUAUAUUCAAUAGCUUUUGUAUGUCCAUAUUUUGAUGUGUUUGUAUAUUGUGGUCAGCCUUGUCGGUCUGUCCAUCUGUCUGUUGUUCACAUUUCUUGUUGGCACAAUAGAUGCUGCAAUAGUCCAAUAUAUCUUUUUGAAAUUGGGCUGUCUAUCGCAUUGGAAUGUAGAAGACUAUGGUUUUUCAACAAUUCAUUUGAUAAUCACUUCCAAAGUUAUGCCCCUUUGUUCUGAAAUCUUGUUAUUUAUUUUUGAUGACUUUUCUGUUGUAAAAACGAAGCCUAUUAAUUUUCAACGAUAUUUGAUAAUAACUUUGAGUUAUUCCCCUUUGUAAUUGAAUAUUUAUUUGUUCCUUGGAGGUUUCAAUUAUCUUAUUUUUCUGAAAUUUGUAUGAGUUAUUUAGCUCAUAACUGCUUGGAGACUUACUUGUUAGAGGGGGUGUAUUUUUCACUUAUAACCAAUAAGACUAUGCACUUUAUUGAUACACUUGAAUGAUAUGUAUUUGCCUAUUUGAACAGCCAGGAAUUCCUCUGGGAUUUAAUUAAUUUUAUCUGUGUUUCAAGCACACCCUGGAAUAACAUUAGAUCUACUUUGACUGUUGAGCUAGAUUAUAAGUAACCAAAUUUAAACAUGGUGUAUUUAAUCAAUCAAUAGAUUUUCUAAUAAUUAAUAUAUGCAAAUACCGGUAGUCUAUCUAACUGCUUACAUUGGUUUUGCUUUGUAAAUUAAUUAUAGGCAUGGAUUUGAGAGGUAGAUUGUAAUUUCUUGACAGUACAAGUUGUAUUUUCCAAAUUUACUCAUGAUAGGUUUUAAACUUUCAACAGAUUAAUGUAUGAUCAUCUAUUUUAGAAUCAUUUUGUUCUACUUUUAGUUGUAUGAGAGAUUACACAGAAUUUAUUAAAGGUUACACAGAAUUUAGGGUCUCAGAGCAAACAAACACAAAAUAUACAUCAGCAUAAUUUAUGUUACGUAUAAUUAGAAUAUAAAGAGAUCAUGUUUAUUAUCAUUGUACAUUAAAACAUUUUAUACUUAUAUAUUAUACUGGCAUAUAUACUCAAUAUAUAUUAUUUUAAAAUAGAGAGAUUUUUAACCGA
Molecule: messenger RNA, 9115 nt
Organism: Patella vulgata (common limpet)
Lineage: Eukaryota; Metazoa; Mollusca; Gastropoda; Patellidae
Exons: 30
Coding region: 47-5755 (1902 amino acids)
Molecular function (GO): protein binding
Source: RefSeq, a predicted model, not a curated record